This is a messenger RNA of Castor canadensis (American beaver), 551 nucleotides long. NCBI's taxonomy places the organism in Eukaryota, Metazoa, Chordata, Mammalia, Rodentia, Castoridae. The record is from RefSeq and is a predicted model, not a curated record.
GCCCGCACCAGGUGCCCCGGCGGGUUUUGCGGCGCGGCGCGCGGCGAGAACUGGUGGUCACCAUGGCAAUGCGGGAGCUGGUGGAGGCCGAAUGCGGGGGUGCCAACCCGCUCAUGAAGCUGGCGGGCCACUUCACCCAGGACAAGGCCCUUCGACAGGAGGGAUUGAGGCCCGGCCCCUGGCCCCCAGGAGCCCCAACUUCCGAGGCGGUCUCCAAGCCUUUGGGAGUAGCUUCUGAAGAUGAGUUGGUGGCCGAAUUCCUGCAGGACCAGAAUGCACCACUUGUAUCCCGUGCCCCUCAGACCUUCAAGAUGGAUGAUCUCCUGGCUGAGAUGCAGGAAAUUGAACAGUCAAACUUCCGCCAGGCUCCCCAAAGAGCCCCUGGUGUGGCAGACUUAGCCUUGUCUGAGAAUUGGGCCCAGGAGUUUCUUGCAGCUGGAGAUGCUGUGGAUGUAACUCAGGAUUAUAAUGAGACUGACUGGUCCCAAGAAUUCAUCGCUGAAGUUACAGGUGAGGCUUGUCAUGGGAAACUCUACAAUGGUUCUUAUGGG